AUGCGGCCGCCCUCGCGGUUAUUUGUGGGACGGAAACACCUGCAGCGCCGCCCGAAACUGCAGCCAGCCGCCGGGAUGCGCGUGCCGAGCGGGUGCCAGCCGCUCCCGCCGCCGCCGAAGCCGUGCACUAGCAUCGGCGAGGCGAUAAAAGGGCAGGAAGGAGGUUAUGUGGCAAAGAGACUCCAGUACAGGCUGGGGACCGACCUGCUGGAGAUCAGCUCUGCAGAGAGGAACCUGGGCAUCGUGGUGGACAACAAAUUGACCACGAGGCAGCAGGCGUUUUCGGAGCUCUCGGGAACGCGCCCCGCAGCGCGGGAGGAGGCGGCGCGGCCCCGCCCGCCUGACGGGAUCGCGGCGCGACGGUUUUGCUGCAGGUGCGGGCCGAGCCGCGCCGAGCCGCGCCGAGGCGGCCCGGGCAGGAGCGCGGCGGCCGUGACGCGUGUCCGUGUGUCCCUGUGUCCGCAGGUGCUGUCGCGGGGGGUCACGUUCGCGCUCAACGCCUUCACGCUCCGCCACCUCUCCCGGGAGCUCAUCGGCGUCGUCGGCGUGAGUAGGCUGACACUGCUCUAUUCAACAGUUCUCUUCCUGGCCAGGGAGGCGUUUCGCAGAGCUUGUCUGAGCGGAGGCACGAAGCGCAACUGGACAAAAACCAUCAACCUCCUCUGGCUAACGGUUCCUCUUGGCGUUUUCUGGUCUGUUUUCUUGGGCGCAGUCUGGCUGCAGUUGCUUGAAGUGCCUGAUCCUACCGUGGUUCCUCAUUAUGGGGCUGGUGUGGUGGCAUUUGGUCUUUCUGCAGUUAUUGAGCUUCUGGGAGAACCUUUCUGGGUUUUAGCACAAGCUCAUUUAUUCGUGAGACUUAAGGUAAUUGCUGAAAGCUUUUCUGUAUUGUCAAAAUGUGUUUUAACGGUUAUUUUAGUAAUACUUUAUCCUCAGUGGGGCCUUUACAUCUUCUGCCUGGCACAGCUUUUAUAUACCAGUGUACUGGUAAUGUGCUAUGUCAUUUAUUUUAUGAUAUUUCUGGGAUCUCCUGAAGCAACAAAGAAGUCAUUUCCAGUCACUCGAAUGAAAGCGCUUUUACCAAACUUGGUAGAAGAUGAGACUUUUGUUAACUGGAAAGAGGCACGAUUGACUUGGAGUUUUUUCAAACAAUCUUUCUUGAAACAGAUUUUGACGGAAGGGGAACGAUAUGUGAUGACUUUUUUGAAUGUGUUGAAUUUUGGAGAUCAAGGUGUAUAUGAUAUCAUAAAUAACCUUGGCUCACUGGUGGCCAGGUUUAUAUUUUUGCCUAUUGAAGAGAGCUUUUAUGUCUUUUUUGCUAAAGUAUUGGAAAGAGGGAAGAAUGUAAAGCUCCAAAAGCAGGAUGAUGUUGCUAUGGCUGCAAGUGUGUUAGAAUUGCUGUUGAAGCUUGUCCUUCUGAUUGGCCUUACCAUCACAGUUUUUGGCUAUGCCUAUUCUCAACUGGCUCUGGAUAUUUAUGGAGGCUCAAUGCUCAGUUCUGGAACAGGUCCGAGUCUUCUUCGAUGUUACUCUCUCUAUGUCCUAUUUCUUGCUGUCAACGGAGUAACAGAAUGUUUUACAUUUGCUUUGAUGUGCAAAGAGGAGGUAGACAGGUACAACUUUGUCAUGCUGGCCUUGUCCUUCACGUUUCUGUGCAUCUCUUAUUUCUUGACCCAUUGGCACGGCAGCGUUGGCUUUAUCCUUGCCAACUGCUUCAAUAUGGGUAUUCGAAUAGCCCACAGCAUCCACUAUAUCCAUGAUUUCUUCAAAGAAAGCAGUUACAGACCUCUGGCAGGCUUGCUGCCCUCACCACUUCUGCUACUUGUGUAUAUCAUAAGUGGAGCAAUUACUGUUUUCUCGGAGGUGUUUUUUUGCUGCGACCAGGGUUGGGUGGCCAGGCUGCUGCACGUCGGCGUGGGAGCCCUGUGCUUCGCAGCAACCAUCGCUACCAUGUUCCACACGGAGACCAAGCUCCUCCACUUCAUCAGAGGCCAGUUCCUCUCACAGUACAUGAAGAAAGGAACCUAAAACGCUCGUGUGGAGAACAGAUAUUGUACACGCUUGCAAUGAAGGGCUCUGUUUUUGCACGUAAAAUAUG
This is a messenger RNA of Tinamus guttatus (white-throated tinamou), 2095 nucleotides long. The record is from RefSeq and is a predicted model, not a curated record. NCBI's taxonomy places the organism in Eukaryota, Metazoa, Chordata, Aves, Tinamiformes, Tinamidae.